Molecule: messenger RNA, 924 nt
Organism: Thyridium curvatum
Lineage: Eukaryota; Fungi; Ascomycota; Sordariomycetes; Thyridiales; Thyridiaceae
Exons: 2
Coding region: 1-924 (307 amino acids)
Molecular function (GO): oxidoreductase activity
Source: RefSeq, a predicted model, not a curated record
AUGGCACCGCUCUCUACACUGGCCAAAGGGCCCUCGACGACGGCUUCUUUUCAAUUUAUCGACUGCCCUCCAAACCAUGAUGGAGAUGCGAUGUACUACGCUGGGACCCUCCAGGCUCCCGAAAGCAACACUCGUUUAGACCCUCAGAAAGCAACAGUCUCUGACAUUCCUGUCCAAGAUCUGAGGGGUUCUGAAGCCUUUCUCUCUCUUGAUGUCCAUGGCCUGCAAUUCCUCAACUACCCCUACUUUCGCUCCGUUCGCGUGGACUCGAGCACGCAAGAGAUCAUGGCGUAUCUGAGCGACAUGACUGCUACGGUCAAGAACCUCUUCAAAGCCGAGAUGGUCUUUUGCUUCGACUACAAGUUCCGCAAGAAUAUGAACUACCUGGGAGAAGGCGACUUCAAUCAGAUCCUCAAGGACCUGGCAUUGACGAACGACCGCUCCAUCGCCGACCCAGCCUCGUUCAUGACGCACGUGGACGCCACUCCUGCAGGCGCCAUGAGGCGACUCCGUAGAUAUAUGACUGAGAAAGAAUGCCAGCAAUACUUGGACCAUCCGGAAAAGUACCGUGUCCGCAUCAUGAACGUCUGGCGGCCGGUUGCACACAUGGUUUACGAUCGCCCGCUGGGCAUCUGCGACUUUUUCUCGACGGUUCCCCAGGACUACGUGCCUGUGCAGUUCCACACAUCUACCGAAAAUGUGGGAGAGGUGUACUGGCUGCGAUACAACAAAGGCCAACAGUGGUAUUACAUCAGCUCCCAAACGCCCGAUGAGUUGCUUCUCUUUCUUAACUACGAUUCGGAUUAUCGGGAUGGCCCCAAAUGCAUUCCUCAUUGUUCCUUUCAGCAUCCGGAUUACCCGGACUCCAGCGACCGUCAGAGCUUGGAACUGCGAAUGGCGGUCAUCAGCCGGAAGAGGGACUGA